AUGUCGUUCGCUGGCGUAUCUUUCAUCUGCGACGGCGUGCACGUGUGUUCUUCUCCGGCCAAUGGCGCCGCCGGCAGCGCCGCCUAUGGGUACCACCUCCUUGUCAUCAACAACUACACGCGCACGAAGCAAGCCAUCCCCAAUGGAUUUCGCAUCAAGUCCGGCAAGUUCAAGCUAGGAGGCCACACUUGGCACAUCAAGUACUGCCCCAACGGCGACCGAUCGACCAUCUCGGGCUUCGUCUCCUUCCACCUCGUUCUUGAUUGUGACGGCGGCGAUGGCGCCGUGGCGGCGGAGCCCGUGAAUGCCAAGUUCGAGUUCAGCUUCGCCGACCAGGUCGCGAAGCAUCAGGCGACGCGGCUGCGCGCGACCAAGGUGUGCGAGUUCUCCCGCGACUGCAGCGCGUGGCACGUCGGGCGGUUCGUGCGGAGGGAGGCGCUGGAGCGGUCGAGGUAUCUCGUCGACGACUGCUUCACGGUCAGGUGCGACAUCAUGGUCGUCCACGCCGGCGCCGGCGCCAAUGGCGUGGCCGCCGCCACGGCGGCUCCAUCGAUGGCCGGCGCGGUGGAGAGCUUCGGCCGCCUCCUGGACACGAAGCUUGGCGCCGACGUGGCGUUCGAGGUCGGCGGCGAGACGUUCGCCGCGCACCGGUGCGUGCUCGCGGCCCGGUCCAAGGUGUUCGACGCUGAGCUCUUCGGCCCCAUGAAAGAAGGCACGGCGGCGAGCGUCGUGCGGAUCGACGACAUGGACGCCGAUUUGUUCAGGGGACUCCUUAGCUUCAUCUACACGGACGAAUUGCCCGAGAGAGAGGACCUUACAUGGCUGCAGCAAUUGAUCGUAGCCGCGGACAGAUACGAUCUGCAGAGGCUGAAGCUUCUGUGCGAGGAGGAGAUGUACGACCACAUAGGCGAGAAGACGGUGGAGACCAUGCUCAUCCUCGCCGAUCACCACCAUUGCCGCGUGCUCAAGGACGCAUGCUUGGGUUUCCUCGGGUCUCAUGGCAACCUGCAAAAGAUGAUGGCGGCUGAUGGCUUGGAUCGUGUGAUCAAGAACUUCCCCUCUCUUACCAAAGAGAUUAUCGGCAGAUUUGCAGUCGUCAUGGCAAACAAAUCUUAG
This is a messenger RNA of Oryza sativa Japonica Group (Japanese rice), 1116 nucleotides long. The record is from RefSeq and is a predicted model, not a curated record. NCBI's taxonomy places the organism in Eukaryota, Viridiplantae, Streptophyta, Magnoliopsida, Poales, Poaceae.